GAGUGGGGCCGCGGUGUCCGGGCGCUGCGGCGGCAGCCCGCGCGGAGGGAGCCCGGGCGUGCGUGGCGGCGAGCGCGCCGGCCUGAGAGAGUGCUGCGGCGCACCGGGACUCAGCGCAGUGAUGUCGGAGCUCAGCGAUGAAGCCAGUGAGCCAGAACUCCUGAACUGCAGCUUGUCCAUGUGGCAUGGGCUGGGUGCUCAGGUCGGCCGGGAGGAGCUGGCCGUCCCCUUGGAUCUUCACACAGCUGCUUCCAUUGGCCAAUAUGAAGUGGUGAAGGAAUGUGUGCAGCGGAGAGAGUUAGAUUUGAAUAAGAAGAAUGGUGGUGGCUGGACCCCGCUGAUGUAUGCUUCCUACAUUGGACACGAUACCAUCGUGCACCUGCUGCUUGAGGCGGGGGUGAGUGUGAAUGUGCCGACCCCGGAAGGGCAGACUCCACUGAUGCUGGCUUCCAGCUGUGGCAACGAGAGCAUCGCCUACUUUCUCCUCCAGCAAGGUGCCGAGCUGGAAAUGAAGGACAUUCAAGGCUGGACUGCCCUCUUCCACUGCACCAGCGCUGGGCACCAGCAGAUGGUCAAGUUCCUUUUGGACAGUGGAGCGAAUGCCAACGUGAGGGAACCAGUAUAUGGAUUUACUCCUUUGAUGGAAGCAGCUGCCUCUGGCCAUGAAAUAAUUGUGCAGUAUUUUCUCAAUCACGGAGUCAGAGUGGACACGAGAGACCACAGUGGAGCCACAGCCCGGAUGCUGGCCAAGCAGUAUGGACACAUGAAGAUCGUGGGGUUGAUAGACGCUCACUCUCCUACUCUGCCCAAGAACCUCUAUCGGAGCCCAGAAAAAUUUGAAGAUCUAAGCUCUUCAGAUGAAUCCUGCCCUGUUCCCCAGAGACAGAGGCCCUGUCGGAAGAAGGGCCUCAGCAUCCAUGAGGGGCCGCGAGCCUUGGCCAGGAUCACGGCCAUCGGCCUCGGAGGCAAGAUGCAGCAGGCUUGCUGUGAGCAGGUGCCUCCGCGGGGCUAUGUCACCUUCAACAGCAGUGAGGAGAACCCCCUGGAGGCGGGCGGCCUCUGCUACAGGGACGUCACCUCCCCAAUCAAUGACCGGGAUGUGGAGAGCAGCAGCAGCAGCAGUCGGGAGGAGCACGCCUUCUGUGCCAACCUGGGGGUCGCGAGGCGCAGCAGCAGCAGCGAGGGCCUGGCGAGAGCCCCAGGAGUCAGCAGCGAGGCAUCUCUGGAGAGCAACGAGGAUUCGGAUCACGCGUGUCAAAGCUCGGUUCGCAAGCAAACUAAAAGUUACAUGAAGACCAAGAAUCGUUACAGCAACAGUGACGGCCAGUGGCCCGCCAGCACUGGGCCGGCUGGUGCAGCCUGCUCCCCAGGAUCUGUUUCCCAGACGGAGAGGUCCCUCUGUUCAGGACCCCAGGACCUAGCCACACUGCUGGAGCAGAUUGGGUGUCUCAAGUACCUGCAGGUGUUUGAGGAGCAGGACGUGGACCUCCGCAUUUUCCUGACCCUCACCGAGAGCGACCUGAAGGAAAUCGGCAUCACCUUGUUUGGGCCUAAGAGGAAGAUGACCUCUGCCAUUGCCCGCUGGCACAGCAGUGCCCGGCCACCCAGCGAUGCUCUGGAGCUGGCGUAUGCCGACCGGCUAGAAGCUGAGAUGCAGGAGCUGGCCAUCCAGCUGCACAAACGCUGUGAGGAGGUGGAGGCCAUGCGAGGCCAGGUGUCGCAGGAGCAGGAGCUGCGGGCGGUGGUGGAGAGCUGCCUCCUGGAGCAGGACGGUGCCCGGAAGGACGUGCACGCCCAGCUGCAGGAGACCUGGGCCCUGGCCCGGGACGCUGCGCUCGUCUUGGACCAGCUGCGAGCUUGUCAAGCCGAGUUGUCAGCCAGAGUGAAGCAGGAAGAGUCCACCCGAGGGCUCCCCCAGGGCCCGGCCCUCCCCACGGCUGCCUGCAGUCGGAGCUACCCAGGGUCAAGCCUGACUGUCAGCCAGGGACCCUCACACUUUCAUUCCUGGGGCUGCAACCCUGAUUCACCCUCCAGUCAGUGCUUUGGAAAAAUAAGCAGGCGAACACAUUGUGAUAGAACAGUGUCAAGCAGAUUCCAAAGGCUGGCAGGCUUCCCUGCAGGCUCUGAGCCUCGCCGAGCUUUCCGGAGCACUGGAGGAUCGAGUCCAGGAAAUGGGGCGAGUGCUAUGCUCAGUGACCCAGAGCUUGGAGAAGCUGCAAGUGCUGAACGGGAAGGAGAACUGGCGGGAGCCUUAGCUGGGAGGGACGGUGAGUGUCCGCCAGCCCAGGACCCAGGCCGGAGAGCAGGGUGUACCGGGCAGCAGCGAGUGCCCACUUCAGUCUUCCCUGUCCCUUCUCAGAAUCUGACGUUGGGUGACUGAUCCACCCUGAAGCUGUGUGCCUGGAAGACAGGAGGGCAGUGAGCAAGCGGCUGCAGCAGGCCGGGCCCGAGCGGGGGCCAGAGGAUCAGGCCCCCGGAGCAGCUGGCAGAGGCAGGACAGGGCCGUGAGGCCCACGCAGAGGCAGGACGAGGGCCUCUCGCCCAGAAGCGGGGGGCCAGGCCCAGAGCAGGCAGGGCCAUGGGGAGACAGCGGGCCCCCAUACACCACAGGCGCCACACUGAAAGGACCGGGCGCCUGGGUAGCGGAUGUCAUUGCUGGAAAAUAAAAUUUAAGAUCUGCUGGUGA
Lynx canadensis (Canada lynx) is the source of this 2686-nucleotide messenger RNA. RefSeq names its product ankyrin repeat and sterile alpha motif domain containing 3 (gene ANKS3). The record is from RefSeq and is a predicted model, not a curated record. The transcript is spliced from 17 exons. NCBI's taxonomy places the organism in Eukaryota, Metazoa, Chordata, Mammalia, Carnivora, Felidae. Gene Ontology annotation, molecular function: protein binding. The coding region runs from base 122 to 2380 and encodes 752 amino acids. Gene Ontology annotation, cellular component: cilium.